AUGUCCUGGUUCCAAAAAUCCUUCACCCUCCCCUCCCGCUCGCGGGGCAGCUACCUGAUCACGGACCAGGUGCUCUCGGAGCUGCCCGAGAUCCGGGACUACAAAGUCGGGAUGCUGCACCUGUUCGUGCAGCACACCAGCUGCGCGCUCUCGCUGAACGAGAACUGGGACGAGGACGUGCGGGCCGACAUGAGCGACGCGCUGGACCGCAUCGCCCCCUACGACAAGAAGGGGACCCUGUACCGCCAUUCCGCUGAGGGGGAGGAUGAUAUGCCGGCGCAUAUCAAGUCGGCGUUGGUUGGGGCUUCGGUUACGAUCCCGAUCACGAACGGUCGGUUGGCGACGGGGACAUGGCAGGGGAUCUGGUAUUUGGAAUUCCGGACGAGUCGGCACUCGCGGAAGGUGGUGGCUACUAUUCAGGGUGAGAAGGCGUGA
This is a messenger RNA of Aspergillus uvarum CBS 121591, 435 nucleotides long. RefSeq names its product YjbQ family protein. The record is from RefSeq and is a predicted model, not a curated record. The coding region runs from base 1 to 435 and encodes 144 amino acids. Lineage: Eukaryota; Fungi; Ascomycota; Eurotiomycetes; Eurotiales; Aspergillaceae. The transcript is spliced from 2 exons.